This is a messenger RNA of Ziziphus jujuba (common jujube), 6337 nucleotides long. Its product is annotated as protein CHROMATIN REMODELING 5. The record is from RefSeq and is a predicted model, not a curated record. Gene Ontology annotation, biological process: regulation of transcription by RNA polymerase II; nucleosome organization. The transcript has 31 exons. Gene Ontology annotation, cellular component: nucleus; chromatin. Gene Ontology annotation, molecular function: DNA binding; ATP hydrolysis activity; histone binding. The coding region runs from base 542 to 5812 and encodes 1756 amino acids. NCBI's taxonomy places the organism in Eukaryota, Viridiplantae, Streptophyta, Magnoliopsida, Rosales, Rhamnaceae.
CAACAACAAAAAUUAAAACCCCUCAGUAUCCCCAAUCUAAUUUGCCCACCCCCUCUCUCUCAUUUUCUCUCUCUCUCUAAAACCUUUCUCUCUCUAAAAACAAAAUUGAGGCUUUGUGCACUGCCACCCACUCCUCGUCGUCGUCGUCGUCGUCGUCGUCUCGACGAUUAAUCCGAAACGACAACCUUCAAUCGGACCGUUAACUCGCUCACCCCCGGAGCAUCUUAGCCGCCGAUACCAUUUUACUCUCACCCAACCCGAUACCCGCCCGUAAACCCGACCCGUUUCCCAAUUUCUUAACGGCCGAUUGCUCAUUUUUCCGGCGAUUUCACGUCGGAAAAGCUGCGCACGAUUGUUAACCUGCGCACCGUUAUUUUUUUUGUCUUUUUGUAUAUUAACCUAAUUAGUGACAGAGCCUUAUUUUGUAUGCCUUUGGAGAGAUCGUCUGGUUACGUUCUAGUAGACAACAGGAGCACUAGUUUGCUACUGUUACUGUUUGCAUCGAGAUAAAGUAACUUCCUUUUAAGUUCCAUGUGAGACGAUGGCCUUUUUUAGGAACUAUUCUAAUGAAACAGUUUCACGUAGUGUAUUGGAAGAAAAAGGCCAGGGACAGAGUGUAGAUAGAAUUCAUAAUUCAGUGGGAAAUGAGGAUGUAGAUUUCACUUCAAGUGAGAAGGAAUUUGAUAUGAACAUGGAUGUGCAGGAUCAGAGUGAAGGUGAACCAGAUUAUGCUAAUAGAUUGCACAAUGAGGUAGCUGCUAAUGACAGCAAUGGAGUAGGAGUAUCAAAUUUUCAACCUUCUGGGAGAAGAACUGCAAUGGCUGGAAAAUGGGGUUCAACUUUUUGGAAGGACUGUCAACCUAUGCACACUCGUGGUGGGUCUGAUUCUGGACAGGAUUCUGAUUAUAGAAAUGUGGUUGGAUCAGAGUAUAAUUCUUCUGAUGGCAGAGGAGAAAGGUUAGACUCCGAAGAUGAUGAUGGGGCAAAAGAUGCAGGAAAGGGCCAACGUGGCCAUUCUGAUGUCCCUGCAGAUGAGAUGUUGUCUGAUGAAUAUUAUGAGCAGGAUGGAGAAGAGCAGAGUGACUUGAUGCAUUAUAGUGGGUUUCACAAUCCUGUUGGUUCAAAUUCUAGGCCACAAUCUAAGCCUGCUGCAGUUAAUAUUGUUAGGACUUCCAGAGUUUUGAAUGAUAAUGAAGAUUCCGAUGGUGGUGAUGACGACGACAACAAUGAUGAUGCUGAUUACGAAGAAGAGGAUGGAGAUGAAGAUGACCCUGAUGAUGCAGACUUUGAACCUGAUUUUGGUGUCACAAGUGGUCGCUCUGCAAACAAGGAUAAAGAUUGGGAUGUUGAAGAUUCGGAAGAAGAUGAUGCAAGUAUUGAUGCGCAGGAACUGUCUGAUGAGGAUGAUUCUUAUUAUGCGAAGAAACCUAAAGUUAGUCGACGGGGUAAAGGUGGAAACAAUUUUAAAUCUAUUAAAGAACGUAAAUUUUAUUAUGGAACUGGUCGGUCAAGAAGAGGGAAACCGUCGUUUGAAGAUGAUGAGUCCUCAGCGGAGGACUCUGAAAGUGACAGUAAUGAGGGUUUCAAAAGCUCGAGAAGGAAAGGGGCACAGGUCCGUAAAAGCAAUGGUCGGUCCAGUUUAUCAACAAAUGUCACUGGACGAAACAAUGAGGUACGCACUUCUACUAGGUCUGUCCGGAAGGUAUCAUAUGUUGAAAGUGAAGAAAGUGAGGAGGUUGAAGAAACCAAGAAGAAGAAGUCCCAAAAGGAGGAAAUUGAAGAGGAGGAUGGCGAUUGUAUUGAAAAGGUGCUGUGGCAUCAGCCAAAGGGCAUGGCAGAAGAUGCUCUUAGGAAUAACAGGUCAACUGAGCCUGUUCUAUUAAGCCACUUGUUUGAUUCUGAGCCGGAUUGGAGUGAGAUGGAAUUCUUGAUAAAAUGGAAAGGCCAGUCCCAUUUGCAUUGUCAAUGGAAAUCAUUUUCAGAGCUACAAAAUCUUAGUGGUUUCAAGAAGGUCAUAAAUUACACUAAAAAGGUGGUGGAGGAUAUCAAGUACAGGAAGGCAAUCUCACGCGAGGAGAUUGAGGUUAAUGAUGUGAGCAAAGAGAUGGACUUGGAUCUCAUCAAGCAAAACAGCCAGGUGGAAAGGAUAAUUGCAGACCGCAUCAGUAAAGAUAGCUCAGAUGAUGUGAUUCCAGAGUAUCUAGUCAAGUGGCAAGGAUUGUCUUAUGCCGAAGCAACAUGGGAGAAGGAUGUAGAUAUUACAUUUGCCCAAGAUGCCAUUGACGAGUACAAGGCUCGUGAGGCUGCAAUGGCCAUACAGGGAAAAACAGUGGAUCCCCAGCGCAAAAAGAGCAAAGGUAGUUUACGGAAGCUUGAUGAACAACCUGAAUGGUUGAGAGGAGGAAAGCUGCGUGAUUAUCAGCUUGAGGGUUUGAAUUUUCUUGUUAAUAGCUGGAGGAAUGAUACCAAUGUCAUUUUAGCUGAUGAGAUGGGUCUCGGUAAAACUGUUCAAUCAGUAUCCAUGCUUGGUUUUUUACAGAAUACCCAACAGAUCCAUGGCCCAUUUCUUAUUGUCGUACCGUUAUCGACCUUGUCGAACUGGUCAAAAGAAAUUAGGAAGUGGCUUCCUGAUAUGAAUGUCAUUGUAUAUGUUGGCACCCGAGCAAGCCGAGAGGUUUGUCAGCAGUAUGAAUUCUAUAACAAAAAAGUUGGCAGGCCAAUAAAAUUUAAUACUUUAUUAACUACAUAUGAAGUAGUUCUGAAGGAUAAAGCAGUCCUUUCAAAGAUUAAGUGGAAUUAUCUAAUGGUUGAUGAAGCUCACAGGUUAAAGAACAGUGAAGCUCAGUUGUACACAACUCUUUUGGAAUUUAGCACCAAGAACAAGUUGCUCAUUACCGGUACUCCAUUACAGAACAGUGUGGAAGAGUUGUGGGCCUUGCUCCACUUCCUUGACAGUGAUAAGUUCAAAAGUAAAGAUGAGUUCGUACAAAACUACAAGAAUCUCAGCUCGUUUAAUGAGAUUGAGCUUGCUAAUCUUCAUAUGGAAUUGAGGCCUCACAUUCUACGCAGAGUUAUUAAGGACGUGGAAAAGUCUUUGCCUCCAAAAAUUGAAAGAAUUCUUAGGGUUGAAAUGUCUCCUCUUCAGAAACAGUACUACAAGUGGAUUUUGGAACGCAACUUCCAUGACUUAAACAAAGGAGUUCGUGGGAAUCAGGUUUCACUUUUAAAUAUUGUGGUAGAGCUGAAGAAAUGCUGCAAUCAUCCCUUCCUGUUUGAAAGUGCAGAUCAUGGUUAUGGUGGAGACUCGAGCAUUAAUAAUGCAAGUAAAAUGGAGAGAAUUAUUUUGAGCAGUGGGAAGUUGGUUAUACUUGAUAAGCUGCUUUGUAGGUUGCAUGAGACGAAGCAUCGUGUUUUGAUUUUUUCCCAGAUGGUAAGAAUGCUCGAUAUACUAGCAGAGUAUAUGUCACUUCGUGGAUUUAAAUUCCAAAGGCUUGAUGGUAGUACAAAGGCUGAAUUGCGCCAUCAGGCAAUGGAUCACUUCAAUGCACCCAACAGUGAUGAUUUUUGUUUCCUUCUUUCAACUCGGGCUGGUGGCCUGGGUAUCAAUCUAGCAACAGCAGACACGGUUAUAAUAUUCGAUUCAGACUGGAAUCCUCAGAAUGACUUACAGGCAAUGAGUAGAGCUCACAGAAUUGGCCAACAAGAAGUUGUUAACAUCUACAGAUUUGUCACAAGCAAAAGUGUUGAGGAGGAUAUCCUGGAGCGAGCUAAAAAAAAGAUGGUUCUUGACCAUUUGGUGAUCCAGAAAUUAAAUGCAGAGGGUAGAUUGGAGAAGAAAGAAGCCAAGAAAGGGAGUUAUUUUGACAAAAAUGAGCUGUCAGCUAUCUUAAGAUUUGGGGCUGAAGAGCUUUUUAAGGAAGAGAAAAAUGAUGAAGAAAGCAAGAAAAGACUGUUAAGCAUGGAUAUUGAUGAAAUUCUUGAAAGAGCAGAGAAGGUUGAAGAAAAGGAAGCUGAUGGAGAGCAGGGGCAUGAAUUGUUGAGUGCAUUUAAGGUUGCUAAUUUUGGUAGUGCUGAAGAUGAUGGAAGCUUCUGGAGUCGUUGGAUAAAGCCAGAAGCAGUAGCCCAAGCUGAAGAUGCUUUGGCUCCUCGUGCUGCAAGGAACACCAAGAGUUAUGCAGAAGCUGCUCAGCCUGAGCGAAGUAGUAAAAGGAAGAAAAAGGAAUCUGAGCCUCAAGAACGAGUCCCGAAGCGUCGCAAAGCAGAUUAUUCAGUCGCCUCAGCGCCAAUGAUUGAAGGAACUUCUUCUCAAGUAAGAAGAUGGUCUUCUGGGAACUUGUCCAAGAGAGAUGCACUACGAUUUUCUCGUGCGGUUUUGAAAUUUGGGAAUGAGAGCCAAAUUGGCUUAAUAGCUGAGGAAGUUGGUGGUGCAGUUGGAGCAGCUCCACUUGAUGCUCAGAUUGAGCUUUUUAAUGCACUCAUUGAUGGCUGUAGAGAUGCAGUUGAAGUAGGAAGUCUGGACCAGAAGGGUCCUAUGUUGGAUUUUUUUGGAGUCCCUGUGAAGGCUAGUGAUCUACUAACACGUGUUCAAGAACUUCAACUCCUAGCGAAGCGCAUUAGUCGUUAUGAAGAUCCCAUUGCACAAUUCCGUGUCUUGACAUAUCUGAAACCUUCUAAUUGGUCGAAAGGUUGCGGAUGGAAUCAGGUUGAUGAUGCAAGAUUACUUUUGGGAAUAUAUUACCAUGGAUUCGGCAAUUGGGAAAAGAUAAGACUAGAUGAAAGGCUUGGCCUUUCAAAGAAAAUUGCGCCUGUGGAACUUCAACACCAUGAAACCUUUCUACCCCGUGCUCCGAAUUUGAGAGACCGUGCUAAUGCACUUUUGGAAAUGGAACUUGCUGUGCUUGGUGGGAAGAAUGCGAGUGCAAAAGUGGGUCGGAAGACUUCCAAGAAGGAGAAGGAAAAUCUUCUUAAUGUGUCUAUGACUCCAGGCCGGGUCAAAAAGGGCAAAGCAAGUUCUUCUAUGGUUAAUGCUCAAAUGAACAGGGACAGGCCUCCAAAACCCCAGAGAGUUGAACCGUUAGUGAAAGAAGAGGGUGAAAUGUCAGACAAUGAAGAAGUGUAUGAGAAGUUCAAGGAAGAAAAAUGGAUGGAAUGGUGUGAAGAUGUCAUGGUUGAUGAAAUUAAAACCCUGGGACGUCUCCAGCGUUUGCAGACUACUAGUGCUAAUCUUCCAAAGGAAAAGGUGCUUUCAAAAAUUCGAAAUUAUUUACAGCUUCUAGGACGAAGGAUAGAUCAAAUUGUUCUAGAGCAUGAGGAGGAACCAUACCGGCAAGAUAGGAUGACUAUGAGAUUGUGGAACUAUGUAUCUACCUUUUCAAAUUUGUCCGGGGAGAGACUUCAUCAAAUUUAUUCCAAACUUAAACAGGAGAGGGAUGAGGAGCCUGGUCCUUCCCAUGCCAAUGGAGAUGCAAAUCAUUUUACUCCUUUCUCCCGCAAUGUUGAGAGGCAGAGAGGUUUUAGAAACAUGACCACUUACCAAGGGUCAGAACCAUUUCAGCAUGGUCAUGAUUCAGCUAAAUUUGAAGCAUGGAAACGAAGGAGAAGAGCAGAAACUGAUAACCAAUUCACAGUCCAGUCCACUUCUCAAAGACCACCUUUAAGUAAUGGUAUCCCCUUAUCUGAUCCAAGCUCAUUGGGGAUUCUUGGGGCUGCGCCAGCACCAUUCGAAAAUAGACGAAUUGGUAAUGAGAGGCCUUAUAAAAUGCGACAGACUGGGGCACCACCGAGGCAAGGUUUCUCAUCAGGUGUCAAGUAGGCUGUGGCAGGAGAAUGGCUGAUACAUGAGCACAGAGGCUAUGGCUCUUGGUUUGGUGGCAUCAACCAUGUGUGCCUUUAUGUAUAUUCUCUGGAAUUUUUUUUCAACCAUGGGAAUAAAACUUCUUCAGUUUCAUAUUAUGGCAUUGUAUGACUGAUCUGAGCGAGCAGUCCACCAUUGGAUCAUCCUUUAACAAAAGGUUUGCUGAGGGAAGAAGAGCCGGAGUUCUUACCGUAUGCAAGACUACAACGAGUUUUGCUGCCAUUUUUUUUUUUUUCUCUUCAAGAAUUUUCUUUCAAGAUGAGUUGAGUUGGUAAUUUGUUUAUGUGUAUAGUCAAAUUCAAGGAGAAAAAAGAAAUAGAAAAAAAAGAAAAAAGAAAAAAGAAAAAAAGGAAAAAAGGAAAAAAAGGAUUUUACUGCUCACUCAUCUGAUGUAUACAUACAGGAGAACGUCUUGUGAAUUUGGCCUUAGGAAAGUGUACAUUAUGAAAUUUUGCAAAUAAUUUUGGCUAUGUGUUUUUAGUA